AUGUCCCUCCUCCCCAUCAACCUGGACCAGCAGGCAGUUUACCACGAUGGCAGGAACCCCACCCUUUGGUGUUCUAUUGGUGUUCUUUACUUCCAAAUCAACCAAUUCCGUGAUGCCCUUGAUGCAUACUCCCGUGCCAUCCACAUCAACCCUUAUAUUUCCGAGGUCUGGUUUGACUUGGGCAGCCUUCACGAGAGCUGCAACAACCAAAUCUCAGAUGCCAUUGAUGCUUAUGCUCGUGCCAGUGAACUUGACCCUGGAAACCAUGUCAUUUUGCAGUGUCUCCAGCUGCUCAAGAAUGCUCAAGCCACUGGUGGUCAGCUACCUGCUGCACCAGGUCCUCAGGAUGUGCACCCAACUGCUUAUGCCAGCACCGUGGUUCCUCCUCCAGGACUCACUGGUCCUCCUCCUGCUACAAUCGACGUCCACUCGUCUCCCAAUCUUCCAGCCUCAGUCAAGCAGCUUGAAUAUGGCCAUACCCUUUCUGACUACAACAUUCAGACCGCCCUCGUCUUCCCCCUUGCCAAUGCUGAUGCUGACCCCCAUGACCUCCAAACCCCAAUGCCGGGUAACUAUUUCCUGGUCUCCCUCCCUGGUGGCUUGCAAUCUAAUAGAAAAUUUUCAAUGCUCUGA
Molecule: messenger RNA, 633 nt
Organism: Suillus bovinus
Lineage: Eukaryota; Fungi; Basidiomycota; Agaricomycetes; Boletales; Suillaceae
Exons: 3
Coding region: 1-633 (210 amino acids)
Biological process (GO): regulation of gene expression
Molecular function (GO): chromatin DNA binding; protein binding; RNA polymerase II cis-regulatory region sequence-specific DNA binding
Source: RefSeq, a predicted model, not a curated record